AUGUCGGCCGCUAGCACCACCACCGAUUCAUCGAGACAGGUUUUGGAAGGGGAUGAAAAGGAGGAGCCUGAGUCUCACCCAUGUGCCGAUGUCGAAGACGAUGCGGUUGCUGAAGAGAAUGUCGGGAAUCUCACCGGAGCCGAAGACGCGCUAGACGAGCUUGGACAAGUCGAAAGGGAUGAGGUCGCCCACGAAGCUGAACCGGCAAAUCCGAGAGUCGGCUACCGUGUCGAGUAUCGAAAUCGACGGACGAAUGAGUUUAUAUCACACAGAAUCCAUGAUGGAACCUACGCCCCAGACAUCGAUCAAACAGGGAAUCCUAUUUUUGAAGUGAUAACUUCCUACAAAGUACUCGCAGACACGACCAUAGACCUAGCUGUCAACUCCCUAGCUCUUCCGACUUACAGUCUUCGAAUCCACUCCCUAGCGCUCAUUAACGCCAUUCAAUCGGUGGUACGGUACUACCCGGGCCAAGACCUAUCCGGGGAGUAUAUCAACGUUCCAUGGCCCUAUCCAGUCCUGGUUCAUCACUUCGAUGAGUUACACCAGUUUCGCCAGGACUGUUUGUCCAAAACACGGGAUGAACUCUGCAGUCGAGAGAAGGAUGCUGCUGAACACCUUCGUAUCCUUAUUGAAUACCUAGAACAAGAAGUCAUGAAAGAAGUCAGAGAAGAGCAAGAGCGGAAUAAAAAGGGCAUUGAAACAUUUGACUGGAUGUGGGUAGCUCACAAACCGGGUGUCACUGUAUUCCACAAAGGCCAAACUCAUCUCGAAUGGGACGCGGGUGUGGUGCAUUCCGUCACAGGAGGGACACUCGACAACCCCCCCUCAUCUUGGGCCAUGGAAAUUUGGAAACUUCAGUACGGAGGUAAUGUCGUGAACCGUGUCUGGGAUGAGACGUUCUUGCGUUGGAAAUUUGAUGGCGAGAGAAAAGAGAUAAGAGAGAAUAGUGGCUUAAAGUUCAUGGACCCAACGACAAGCGAUCAAUUCCUCGACGAUGAAAUUGCUCGUGGACUCAUCAAAAGGGGUCAGAGCUAUGUGGAGAUGCUCAAACCGAGAUGCUAUCAGUACAAGGGGAAGAGCGAAGACUUCAAUUCCAUCGGUAUGGACAGUUUGGUGAUGGUGGACUUGAAAACAGUCUAUGAUGAUGAGAUUGAUGAAGUUCCAGUGCAACUAGCGCAACAGGACCUUAGGAGCUGGGUGAGUGACUGCACCUGCGACGUGUGUCGACGGAGGAAGCAAGAUGAAAGUCAACUAAAACGCGAUGCUCCCCAAUUCGUCUCAUUCGGCAACAAGACCAAGGAUUUCACUGCUCACGAGCUCCUUCUCAUGCCAAAGUUUGUCACAGCUUACGUUUUUAGGACUCGUACUUGGGAGCCUGUUCGAGUAUGUGAUCUUCAUGAACCCGAAUUCAAAGAGAACAUGAUAAGUCAUUUGGUCAUGAGUGAGAGCCGUCUGAAAACUCUCAAAGCCUUGUCAAAAAGCUUCACCAGGGUUACUGUGAGGGAAGAAGUCCUCGCAGAAAAACGGUGGAGCGCAGACUUCGUCCGCGGAAAAGGAAACGGACUGAUUUUCCUCUUGCAUGGAAAACCCGGUGUUGGAAAGACUUGCACUGCCGAAUGCAUAGCCGAAUUUACUCGGCGUCCGUUGAUGAUUUUGACGACAAGCGACAUUGGAACCGAUCCCGAAGCAGUUGAAAACAAUCUGACAGACAACUUCAAGAAGGCAAUGAAAUGGAAUGCUGUUCUUCUUAUUGACGAGGCCGACGUGUUUAUGGAGCGCCGUACAACGUCUGAUUUGACCCGGAAUAGCCUGGUGGCUGGGUUUCUGAGAGCCCUCGAGUUUUAUGACGGCAUACUCUUUCUGACUACAAACCGAGUGGGAUCGUUCGAUGAUGCAUUUAUCUCCCGCAUUCAUAUUCAAUUGUACUACCCAGACUUCAGUGACGACGAGCGACAAAGGGUGUGGAGGACCUUUAUUGACAAGCUGGGCCGAGAGAGGGGCGAGACGAUUCGCCUAACCAUGGACGCCAAGGAGUAUAUUGAGUCAACCAGGAUGCAGGCCCUGAAGUGGAACGGUAGAGAGAUACGAAAUGCGUUUCAGACAGCUGUGGCCCUGGCAGAGUAUGAAGCGGACAAGGACAGCGAAGGUAGAAUCAAGGUGAAGGAUGACCAUCUCAAAGCGGUUGUCGACCUUUCGAAAGACUUCAAAAGCUAUCUGAAGGAUCUCCAUCGCAAGGACGAGGGGAAGAGAGCAGAGCACAGACACGAGAGAUUAGACAGCUUCGAAGGAUCUAAGUAA
Molecule: messenger RNA, 2301 nt
Organism: Colletotrichum siamense
Lineage: Eukaryota; Fungi; Ascomycota; Sordariomycetes; Glomerellales; Glomerellaceae
Gene: lon
Product: Lon protease
Exons: 6
Coding region: 1-2301 (766 amino acids)
Molecular function (GO): ATP binding; ATP hydrolysis activity
Source: RefSeq, a predicted model, not a curated record